This is a messenger RNA of Medicago truncatula (barrel medic), 2644 nucleotides long. RefSeq names its product two-component response regulator ARR12. The coding region runs from base 288 to 2354 and encodes 688 amino acids. Gene Ontology annotation, biological process: phosphorelay signal transduction system; cytokinin-activated signaling pathway. The record is from RefSeq and is a predicted model, not a curated record. NCBI's taxonomy places the organism in Eukaryota, Viridiplantae, Streptophyta, Magnoliopsida, Fabales, Fabaceae. Gene Ontology annotation, molecular function: DNA-binding transcription factor activity; DNA binding. The transcript has 6 exons.
AUCUUGUAUUUUUCAUAAACAAGAUUCGAUGAAAAAAUACAUUGAAGAAAAUUAUGAGUGGUAGUGUAGAUUAUUAUUUUCCUAUUUGCAUCAUCGAUUAAACAAAUAAUUAAAGUCAAAGGGUUUUUGUCACUGUUCUUUUGGUCUAGAAAAAGUGAAGGACAACAAAUAACAGAGCAAAACAGAACAUAGAGUAAUAGGUUUCACUAGGAAAAUAUUUCUGUUUUGUUUUGUUUUAUUGGUUUCAAAUUCAAUUUUGUAUUUAUUUUGUCAUCUGGGUAUUGAAGAUGGCUGUGGUGGAGAAUCAAAGCAGAGAUGAAGAUGGGGUCAUUGACCGUUUUCCUGUUGGUAUGCGUGUUCUUGCUGUUGAUGACAACCCCACUUGUCUCAAAGUCUUGGCUAAACUGCUUUCUGAAUGCAAAUAUCAUGUUACUACAGCUACUAAUGGAUUUGAUGGACUAAAAAUGUUGAGGGAAAACAGAAAGAACUUUGACCUGGUUAUCAGUGAUGUGGCUAUGCCCGACAUGGAUGGAUUUAAGUUGCUUGAGUUGGUAGGACUUGAAAUGGACUUACCUGUCAUCAUGUUGUCGGGAUACAGUGAUACAAGUAUGGUAUUCAAGGGUGUUACCCAUGGUGCAUGUGACUAUCUGGUGAAACCUGUUCGACUUGAAGAGCUUAGAAACAUAUGGCAACAUGUAGUCCGAAAGAAAAAAACUUAUUCCAAGGAUGUUAACAAGGCUUCCAAUGAGGAUAAGGUCCCUAAUAUCUCUGGGGGAAGCAAUCAAAACAUAUUGGAGAACAGUGUUGAUCAGAAUAAAAGGCUCGGUAAAAGAAGGAAGGAGCAAGAUGAGGAGGAGAAAGAAGAAGAAGAUGAAGAGAGUGGAGAUGGAGAUGAGGACGAGGAUGACCCGUCAUCACAGAAGAAACCUCGUGUGGUUUGGUCUCCUGAGUUGCAUAAGAAAUUUGUUGGUGCUGUUAAUCUACUUGGUGCAGACAGGGCUGUUCCGAAGAAAAUACUUGAGCUGAUGAAUAUUGAAGGGAUUACCAGAGAAAAUGUGGCAAGCCAUUUGCAGAAAUAUAGACUCUAUCUGAAAAAGGCAACUCCCCAUGAUACUAACAUGGUUGCUGGACUGGGCGGUGGUAAUGAUUCUUACCUUCGGAUGAGAGGAAUAGAUGGAUAUGCAGACUUUUGCACCUCAACCAGAUCUGGAAGGAUAGGAAGCACCACAUUGCCGUCAUAUGCACCGAGCGGAGUUUUCGGUAGGCUGAAUUCCCCAGCCGGCUUGAACAUGAGAGGAAUUAAUUCUUCAAUACUGAUUCAGCCUGUUCAGUCUCACAACACCAACAGCUCCUGGAUUCCUGCAAAUCAAAGCUCAAGCUUAUUACAUGGUGUUCCAACCGAGCUUAACCAAUCUAAGCUAAACAAUAGUGCAGCUGGUAUAUCGCAGUUAAAUCAAAUAGAUUCCACUGGAUUUGCAGCUGCUUCAGACUUUCACGAUAGUAGGGCUAUUAACAGUUCUAAUCAAGUCUCAAACCAUCAUCUCUUGUUGCAAGGAAAUUCACAACAGACACACAAUGCAGGGUCAUUCAGAAAUCAGUCUUCUGUUGGAUCUGCUUCCUUGGGAAACAAAAACAUUACUAUUGGCGGUUCUUCUAAUUUGUUGGAUUAUAAUCGGUGUAGUGAAAACUGGCAAAGUCAAGCUCAGUUACCUAAAUUUCCUGCUAGUUCUUUGCCGGUAUGCAAGUCUUUCAAUAAUGACCAACUGCCUCUCACUAGCGUUACUGCUUAUAACCAAAGCCCUCUAAUCGCUAACAGUUCAGUUGACUUUUCGUCUGGAAACACAAUCACUGUUGCUUUGGAGGAAGCUAGAAAUGUGCCAAGAUGCCAAGAAGAUGGCUUAAUUGGGAAUUUUAUACAGCCUUCAAGUUAUGCUCCACGACAAAGCUGGGCAGAAAAUAAACCGGAUUACAGCCAAAACACGGGUCGCCCCUUCAAUCCUGUGAACUCACAGGUUUGUUCCAGCAGGGCAUUGACAAAUUCCGCGUCUCACAAUAUUAACCAAAGUAAAACAGUCUGCAGCAAUAGAGUUGAUACAUCCUUUGUUGAUCAAGUAUAUGGCGCUUCCACGUCAGUUGCCCGGUACCCCGAAGCUGAGAAAUUCUCGUCAGAUGUACAAGUCAACUCGAAUGAUGCCUACAAGUUGGAGAAGAUGAGGUCCCAAGUUGGAUAUGUUGAGGGUUUUGGAACCUUAGAAGACAUAAUGGGUGCAAUAGUCAAAAGGGAGCAAAUUGAGAUGACAUUGAUGGAUGGAGAAAUGUGUUAUGAUUCAUACCCUGUUGGAUCAUGUAUUUGAUUGCUUCUGAUUCAACAAGAAUCCAGGAGCAAUAAAAUCGUGAAACUUACUCCUAUCUCUGGAGUUUAUUAUUUCAUUGUGUAGUUUUACAUUUGAUGUACUUAUUUCAUGAAUCGAUGCGUGUAUCUUCCGUCUCUUUUUCCUUCUUCUUGCUUAGCAGCAAAAAUGUAGUUUAUGCCUUUUUCCAGAUUGUAAUAUGAAUGUAUAUUUGUUAGUUCAUGUGUUCUUUCUCUCUAAGGGGAUGAUCUAUGAAAUUAACACUUUACAUGUAGCAGAUCUUGUGAACAUAA